AUGUGUAAAAGAAACCCAAAUCUUUUGUUGUCUUUAGGAAAUGACUUGCUUGAAGAUUCCCCCUAUGAACCAGUUAACAGCAGAUUAUCAGACAUAUUUAGGCUAGCACCAAUCGUAUCAGUGGAGCCAGCACUUUCAAAGGGGAACAACUGUUUGGAUGCAGCAAAAGCCUGUAACCUAAACGAUACCUGCAAGAGGUUCAGAUCUGCUUAUAUAACCCCCUGCACCAGCAGUACGUCUAAUGAAAUCUGCAACAAGCGGAAGUGUCAUAAGGCUCUCCGGCUAUUUUUUGACAAAGUUCCCCCAAAGCACAGCUACGGGAUGCUCUUCUGCUCCUGUCGAGACAUAGCGUGUACAGAAAGGAGACGGCAGACUAUUGUUCCUGUGUGUUCCUAUGAAGACAAGGAGAAACCAAACUGCUUGAAUUUACAAGAUUCCUGCAAGAAGAAUUACAUCUGCAGAUCUCGCCUUGCAGAUUUUUUCACAAACUGCCAGCCUGAGUCACGGUCUAUUAGUAGCUGUCUGAAGGAAAACUAUGCUGACUGCCUCCUCGCUUACUCGGGGCUUAUUGGCACAGUUAUGACACCAAACUACAUAGACUCCAACAGUCUCAGCGUUGCCCCGUGGUGUGACUGCAGCAACAGCGGUAACGACAUAGAAGAAUGCUUGAAAUUUCUGAAUUUCUUCCAGGACAAUACAUGCCUUAAAAAUGCAAUUCAGGCCUUCGGCAAUGGUACAGAUGUGACUGUGUGGCAGCCAAUCCUACCAGUACAAACCACCACAGCAACAACUACGACAGCUUCCAGAUUUAAAAACAUGGGCUCAGAGAGCACCAACAAUGAAAUACCCACCCACAAUGAUUUACCAGCAUGUGCAAAUCUGCAGGCACAGAAGCGGAAAUCCAAUGAAUCUGUAGACACAGAACUCUGUCUUAAUGAGAAUGCUAUUGGGAAGGACAACACAAUCAGAGUCUCCACCAGUCACAUAUCGUCAGAGAAUUCAUCUGCUCUUCCUACAAGCUUCAGUUUAAGCACACUGCUGAUAUUGAUGACAAUUGCACUCUCAAUCCCUUUGUUCUUAAGUUCAUCAGAAACCUUGUAGCUGCAUUACAAAAGGACACGUUAAAAAUAAAAAUUCUGUUCCCCGUCCUCUGUUGUUUAUCUGAAAUUCCAGUUCUAGGAGCUGAGUUGAAGCAUUCUGCUAAAACAGUUUCAUUCAACUGGAAUUUUUCUUUCUUCCUUUCUUUUUUUUUUUUUUUUUUUUUUUUUUAAGUCUUCUCGUGAUAUUUAGGGGCUUUGUGAGAUACUUGAUGCAGUGGUACAUUCCGAACCCAAAAGGCUUUUGGGAAUGCAGUGUUUUAAAGAGACAGUAUGUAAAUUUGCCUGUAAAGCAAUCUGUUUGGAUUUUUUAUUAUUAUUUCAAUUCUGACCUUUUACCUGAGAAGGAAGAUGUCAGUUUUCUUAAGAUCCUAUUUAUCUCAUUUAAUGAUUCUGAUUUUAAAAUUAAAUGAACAUCAGACUAACGAGGAUGCAAGGCUUUUGUCACAUGGUGAAUGUUCUCCCAGAGAGUGGACUUCAUGAAAUGUCUUCAUUUGAUAGAUUGCUACUGAUGUUUAACUCUUUCAAUGUAUUAGCAUUCUCCUCUUUAAAUGUUUAUGUAAUGUAAGUGGUUCUGCAUUCCUUGCUGAGAAACCAUUAUAAGUCACAUACAGGUGUAACGUACAUCUUUUAGUUAAAAUCUCAUAAAAAACAGUGUGUGAUAAACUUUUACUUUUACCAGUACUUCUAAAUUUUAAUUACAUUUAGCCUUAACAAGGGGUGAAAAUUCCUUAAAUUAACAAGAAGCAAUCAUUGUGAACACUUCAUAAUGCUAAAUUUAUUUAAAUUUACAAGGAUAUACAUAAUAGAAACAAAUUUUGCUAAAGAGUUUCAAUUGUACAAUUGUUGGUCUUCUAUACUUCUAUUGUAAUAAUACAGUCUAGUUAUUUUACUGUUGGUUUAAUAAAAAUGGCAUACAAUUUAUUUCAUCUACUAAAACAGCAUUAUCUGCUUAUAUUUACAUAGUAUAUCAACUCUAAAAGUUAAAGGCGCUUUAUGCCUUAGCUCUCUGAUCACACCAGUAUAGACUGAAAGUAGGACAUAAAACAGAAAUGUGAAAUUUAAAUUGUGUAUCAUUUCUUAUACUGCUAAAAUCAACACAUAAAGGGAUCAUUGCUUCAGUUAUGGAUACAGUCAUGCAAACCUCAUCUAUGUAAGUAGUUAUUACUCACACUAGUACUCCCACUCCAGCCCAUGGGACUGCUGGGGUUUGCAAAAUUGGACCCAUAAAUGGUUUAAUGGCAGUAUUGCCAGUGCACAUGAUUUAAACACUUUUGUUUUCAUUUGGUGACAUCAACAUCCUGUGCUGAAUCAUGAUGAUUUUCUGCAGUAUCUAGAAGGGAUUUUUUUAAAGCUUUAAAUGUCAUCAGAUAGGCAGCGUGUCUCCUAAGGGCUGUCUAUAUACCUGACUGUAGUGGCUUGGUGACUGUUACAAGCAGUUAUGUCUAAAUGAUCAACUGUAAUCUGUUUUUGUUUUUAUUGAAAGUAAGUGAUCACUUUGCUAGGCGUAGAGGUCAUCACUCUGAAUUUAUAGUUUUACACUGAAACCUACAUGAUGUGUUCAGGUUUGGUUGAAAUGUCCAGAUCAGAUAUUUGCAAUAAAAAUACAAACUAGAGAUCAUUGACUUCAGUGCUGCUAGCAAUGUGAAAAAUAUACAUCUCACUAACCAAUUGUUAAACUAUUGGCUGAUCCAUAUUUGGGAUUUUUUCUUUUUACCAAGCUAAUAAAAGCAGUGCAAAAAAUUCUAAAAA
Messenger RNA from Chrysemys picta bellii (western painted turtle), 2849 nucleotides. The record is from RefSeq and is a predicted model, not a curated record. Lineage: Eukaryota; Metazoa; Chordata; Testudines; Emydidae.